Molecule: messenger RNA, 2511 nt
Organism: Jaculus jaculus (lesser Egyptian jerboa)
Lineage: Eukaryota; Metazoa; Chordata; Mammalia; Rodentia; Dipodidae
Gene: Tcerg1l
Product: transcription elongation regulator 1 like
Exons: 12
Coding region: 1-1758 (585 amino acids)
Cellular component (GO): nucleus
Molecular function (GO): transcription coregulator activity; RNA polymerase binding
Source: RefSeq, a predicted model, not a curated record
AUGCUGGCGGGCGCCAGGUUCCCGCGGCGGCGGCGGCAGCUGCAGCAGCAGCCCCGGCAGUCCCGGCCGCGGCAGCAGCCUCUCCUCUGGCCGAUGAAUGCGGACCCGCCGCCGCCGCCCUGGCUUUGGAUGGUGCCCGGCUCGGCGGCGCUGCUCCGGCUCGGCCCCGGGGUCGCGCCCCCGCCCAUGCUCCUCGCCUCCGCGCCGCCUGCCGCGGCCCCUCUGCUCCCGCGGCCGCCGGGCUGGCCGGGCCCGGGCGAGCCGCUGCUGCCGCUGCUGCCGCUGCCCUCGGCGCCGGAGCCCGCCGCCGUUCACCACCAGCCCCCGCUCCACGGACAGUGGCUGUUUGGUGGCUAUUCCCCAUCCAUAGGACUGGCCCCCUCCUCAGCUGUGGAGUUGGUGCCCAUUUUUCCACCUGUCUGCCCUUCUACCCUGCCACCUCCUGUUGGGAAAAGUUGGAUGGAUAGAAGGAUACCUAAUUGCAAGAUCUUUUUUAAUAACUCUUUUGCUCUGGACUCAACAUUGAUAUACCCUGAAGAUUCAAGACUAUUCCAUGAGCCUGAAAAGCCUCACUUUCUGGCCAACCAAGUAGCUCUGUCUCUGUGCAGGCCAGCUCCCAUCUCCAGGCCUCUCCCUGCUGUGAUAUUUGCACCUCAGCCGAUAUCAGGUGGUUGCCAUAACAGCAUGAAGCCCAUCAGCAGUGGUCCCACCGUCACCAUCUCUGCAGGCACCAUGGUCUCCUUGGACUCUGAGGGACUUCGGGGCCCAUCCUCCUCCAGCGUGCAGCCAUACCAUUUCCUGACGUUGGCACCCAUCAAAAUUCCUCUCCGGACGACGCCAUUUUCAGAUCAGAGUAAAGAGCGCAGCCGAGCACCUCGUCCUCCAGCCCUGGUGUUGCACACGGCCGAGAGGAAGAGCCUGGCUGCGGUCAAAGAGGACAAGGAACCUCCACCCAUACUAGUGAGAGGGGAGGACUCUGCAGCUAAAGGCAACAGACCUGUGGCCUCCGCACCAGUGCCUGGAUCCCCAUGGUGUGUGGUCUGGACGGGCGACGACCGGGUUUUCUUCUUCAACCCCACCAUGCAGCUGUCCGUGUGGGAGAAGCCAGUGGACCUGAAGAACCGUGGGGACAUCAACAGGAUCAUUGAGGACCCACCCCACAAGCGCAAACUGGAGGCCUCAGCAACCGACAGCAGUGAUGGAUCCAGUUCAGAAGACGGCAGUGAAGAUCAAAGCUUGAAGACCAAGAGAAACAGGACAGAAGGCUGCGAAGGCCCUGGGCCUGAGGAGGGGCCGCAAGAGGACCGGCGCCCGCAGACGCCACCCCCGCAGAUUCUCCCGCCGCUGGAGGAGCGUGUGACCCAUUUCCGAGACAUGCUUUUGGAGAGAGGGGUGUCAGCAUUUUCGACUUGGGAGAAAGAAUUACAUAAAAUUGUGUUUGACCCACGCUAUCUCCUGCUAAACUCUGAGGAGCGAAAGCAGAUAUUUGAACAGUUUGUCAAGACAAGAAUAAAAGAAGAGUACAAGGAAAAGAAAAGUAAACUGCUGCUGGCCAAAGAAGAAUUCAGAAAGCUUCUAGAAGAAUCAAAAGUGUCACCCAGGACCACCUUUAAAGAGUUUGCCGAGAAGUACGGCCGGGAUCAGAGGUUCCGACUUGUGCAGAAACGAAAGGACCAAGAGCACUUUUUCAACCAAUUCAUACUUAUUCUUAAGAAACGGGACAAGGAAAACAGACUGAGGCUCCGGAAAAUGAGAUGAGUCUUGAAAGUGUGGCAAUAGGAUAGUGGGCAACAGGGCACAAGGACGAGGGGACAGGAGGAGGCAGUGGUGUCCAGCACGUGGCUCCAGCCGUCCUCAGAGGAUUACUGUUUCAUAUUGAAGCUCCUUUUGUAUUAUGUUCAGAGUAUGAUGUAUUUCUAAUUGCCAUGAGCGUCGAGUCCUUUAGUGUUUUAAUUAUGCAAAUUAGUUGUAAUAUACACAGUAUCAAUCCACUGUGGGUUUGUGACUAACCAGGGGCAAGAACCGUCCAUAGCGAUCUCAAGGUCAGCUCUAAAUACAAACGGAGCAGUCCUGACUCCUCAAAAUCCCACCCGGAAGGACAGCCUGAAACUUCUCAGAGGCCUUCCUGAGUUACCCCUUUUCUGCAGGAUUUCUGUGGUUUCAAGACAACCCUCACUCCAGUGUCCCCUCAGGUCACUGUCUUGUUUCCUGAGUAGUAGUAAUAGGGUUUCAUCAUUCAUCACAGUGACAAACAGCCACUUAGCAUAUGACUAUAUAGCCGGCAAGUGGCUGAGGUGACCACAUUUUCCUCUACUGGGAGGUCCAGGCUCAGAAGGGAGACACACUGGAUGCCAGAGGGUCUCCUUAAUAAGAGUUAUUUUGUACAAAAUCAUCAUAUUAAUUAAUAUUUUAGUUAUUUUUAUUGUAUGCCCAGAGUUUGCAUGAGAUUUUUCUCAUCAUCUUUGUAUAAAGAUUUUAAAUUUUUUUUAAUUAAUAAAUAUUUUAAACCAG